UAUCAUUAGUAUGAUAGGUAUAUGAAAAAUAAGAAUAUUUAUGUUUAUUUGAUAAUUACGGGUGAGAUGUUACGUUGCGCAUCUCGAGUGUUUUUUGUUUACCCAUGAGCCCACGUAUGACGUUGCUGUGCGGUUGAGGCCUCGUGUGUAAAUCCACUUCGCAGGGAAUAUUUGUGUUGCCGACCUUUCACAGAAGUGGCAGUUAUUGGGCACAAGUCUUUACACUCAUGAAGUCAGUGUUAUGUCCAAUGGGCUGUGGAUUGGAUUUGUGCCGUAACUGAGAUUAUACGUGACGGUAACUACUGGGAAUCAUGGAUUGUGAUAGUGUGGCCAUUGAAGUUGAAACUUUGCUCCAAUAAAAGACUGUUGCAGCUGAUGGCUUUUCCUUGAUCUCCCAGUACAUUUCAACUUCAUCGCCAUGGGUGUGCAAGGGGACCUCAACGCCCUCAAGAAACAGAGGGGAACUGCUAAAGGAAAGUUCACCAGGAAGGUAACUUUAUGUAAAGAAGGAAUAGACAGAGGUGAUGAUGUAUUAGUGUUGAAGACUAAUUAUGAGGAAGUAAUAGAGACAUUUAAGUGUUUAGAGUGUAAGAAUGAUGAACUGAUACAAUUUAUAUCUGAUAAUGAGGAUAAAUUAGAAGAUAAAAACCUGGGAAAAGAGGCUGAACAAUAUAUUUUAGAUAGUGAAAGAUUAAAGAAUGAAUUGUGUGCUAAGAUAUUCAUGACAAAUAAUGAGAAGAAGGCAAAAGACAAACCAAAGGUUAAGGUAAAGAGAUUUGAACCUCCCAAGUUUGAAGGUAAUUUAAGAGAGUAUCCUACAUUUAAAGAGGAUUAUAAGAACUUGGUUCAAAGUGAAUAUGGUGCUGAUCCAUACGCACUCAAAAUGUGUUUAGGUGGGGAGGCACUCCAGACAAUAAAGGGCUCGGAGGGUAAUUAUGAUGAAAUGUUUAAGCGGUUGGAUGACAAAUUUGGUAACCCAAGAAAAAUUGUAGACUUGGUGAUAAGUGAUCUCAAAUCUCUGAGGAAGAUAUCAGAUGGUGAUACUAAAGGGUUUGUUAAAAUGGUUGAUCAGGUUGAACAAUGUUGGUUAGAUUUAAAAAGGGUAAAUCUAUCUGAUGAACUAAAUACAGCUAAUGUUGUUAGCCAUAUUGAGAAAAUUCUGCCUUCACUCCAAAAAAGAGAAUGGGUAAUUAAAGCAAGUGAUAUCUCGUCACGGGGGAAAAUUUGUUUUCUGCGCUAUUAG
Penaeus monodon (black tiger shrimp) is the source of this 1243-nucleotide messenger RNA. RefSeq lists its product as uncharacterized. NCBI's taxonomy places the organism in Eukaryota, Metazoa, Arthropoda, Malacostraca, Decapoda, Penaeidae. The coding region runs from base 419 to 1243 and encodes 274 amino acids. The transcript is spliced from 3 exons. The record is from RefSeq and is a predicted model, not a curated record.